Messenger RNA from Effrenium voratum, 1680 nucleotides. NCBI's taxonomy places the organism in Eukaryota, Dinophyceae, Suessiales, Symbiodiniaceae. The record is from the annotation of a GenBank genome assembly.
AUGCAUGCUGCAGCUUCCAAGAUUCAAUCCAAGUGGCGGCAAGUCUUCUCAUGUCAGUGCUUUCAACGAGAAAGCGCCGAGCAAGACCGAAGGACCAAACGUGAAAGGCUCGUGAGUGCAAUAUCUUCCCUUCAACAGCUCUGGCGCUUGCGUCAGAAGCGACGAGAGCGUCGAUGGCAGCGAGACCAUGACAGGGUAGUCGAGACCACACCCUAUGAUGCGGUCUUGGCGUUCGAUUCUCUUGCAGAGUUUCUGUCGAGUGGCGAGAUCGAGUUCUUGCAGAAAGCCGAGUCGCAGCUUGAAGUUGCCAAGGAAUGCAGGCAUCGCAUCGUUGCCGUGGUUGGGCUGUUCGACAAGGGCAAGACUUGGCUGACCAACAAGUUGUUCGGGGUGAAUCUGCCUUCAGGAAAGCUUUGCACCACCAAAGGUUUAAGUUUUCUUUGGAUCAAAGAGAGACGCAUGCUGGUGGUGGAUUCUGCUGGAGUUCAGUCCACAGUAUCCUACCGAGCGCAAGCCGUGGAUGCAAUUCACGAUGCCCAGACAUCGGAAUCCCUGAUGUUUGAAAUGAUCUCCCGUGUUGCCCAUCAUAUGGUGUUUGUUGUGAAUGAUCUCACCUGGUUUGAGCAGAAGUACGUGGCCAUGCUUCACCAAAAGUACAUUCAAUGCAAGCAGCACAAGGAGCUGAUUGUGGUGCACAACUUGCGGAACACCACAAAUGUGCAGGAAGCCAAGCAGCUCUUCCGAAGGCAGGUGACGCAGUGCUACGACGGAGAACCGUCGCAUUUGGGGCAGCUGAUCUUUACAGCCGAUUCUGGAGAAGGAGCUCCUCCAGUGCAUCAUGUGGGGGUUUGUUAUGAAUUCUCUGCAGCGGGCGAUGAGUUCAAUGCCAGGAAUCGGGACUACCUGCUUCAGAGUUUGGAACACGGCAACAAGCUUGGCUCCAACAUCGUUCUUGCUGACUUGCUUUGUGCUGAGCUAUCACGGCUUUUGCCCAAGUUUGUCAACGUUGAAACAACUGAGCCGGAAACGUCGGUCAGCCCUGGGCCCAUGCCGCUUGUGAACUUUGUACCUGAAACUUCUGAUGCCGAUGCACGGGGCGAUGCCUAUGCUUCUUGCGGCAAGAUCUGCAUACACCUUCCACAGAAAAAUGCACGCCUUUCCACCAAGACGCGUGGUGUCAUCUCGCCGUUGGGAGAGAUCAUUGCCCAUGAUGUGAGCUUUGAUCCCAUUGUGAAUGUCUUUGACAGAGCCAUCAACACGGGUGUCAAGCGCUUCAUCCGCGUUGAAUGUCCUGGUGUUGUGGAGGAUGACGUUGAGUGGGAAGAGCUGCCAAAUGGAGUGAAGAUCAGCAUUAACAAAAAGCCACCCAUUGAAGAGCACUCUGUUCAGCCAGUUCAGCCUAUCAGGCAACAUCAUGGAGUAUGGGAGCGGGAGUUCCUCUUCGAUCAUGCUGACGGUCGCUUUGAGCUGUGCGAGGAAGAGGCGGAUCUUGAAAACGGCGUCCUCACCGUUGUGCUCAAGAAAUCUUUCCAGCCUCGCAAGGGUCGGCUUCAAGGGAAAGCACGGUCGCGAGCAUUGCGUAUCACAGAAGGUCAGCCCACGCCUGCCCCGCCGUCCGACUGCGCCUCCUUUGACGUGGUGCUGGAGACAGCUGCUGUGAAGAUGUCAGACCUUGGUUGA